Messenger RNA from Penicillium canariense, 4710 nucleotides. Its product is annotated as transferase family protein. NCBI's taxonomy places the organism in Eukaryota, Fungi, Ascomycota, Eurotiomycetes, Eurotiales, Aspergillaceae. The coding region runs from base 1 to 4710 and encodes 1569 amino acids. The record is from RefSeq and is a predicted model, not a curated record. The transcript is spliced from 7 exons.
AUGGUGUCACUGGACCCUGAUCCUCGCUCCGGCCAGGAGCAAAUUUGUUUAAAAGCGGAAUCCGAUGACAGCCCUGUCGUGAAAUCCUCGCAAUAUGCCAGUGACGUGAAAGAAAUCUCCCGGCACAUCUUGGAUAUUUUCUUGGAGUGUGCACUCAACAAGUUUGAGUAUACAGAGAAUCAUCUCGACAGCAGUGGAGACGACUUUCUUUCUUUGAUAGGUCGCUUUGUCGCCCAGGGUGCGCGUGUGCAGGCUUGUCUCCCUGCAUUCCCCUUCAAGUCGGCGAACAAGGUGUACAAGGUGCUCGGUAGCCUGCCAGACAAGGCGGAGGAGCUGGCACUGGACCGAUUAAAUACCCUGUGCAUGCGAAUUCAAGACAUUUAUUCUCCCGGUGCUGAGAUUGUCGUUAUUUCAGAUGGAAUUGUCUACAAUGACUUGUUAUGUAUUUCGGAUCAGGAAACAUGGCAUUAUGGCGAAGCCCUGCGUAAGAUGGCGAGUGAGCAAGGCUUCGACAACAUUUCAUUUUCGAGGAUUCGAGAUCUGCUCAACUUCCCUGUUCCCGAGGAACUGACUGAGAUUGUCUAUGUCGCCAACUGCACCAACUUUCGCCGCUUGCUCCUGAACAGAUAUGGCAAGGCCAAGCUCGACAUUGAUCAUGAAAUUGCCACAAACCCAGAUACAAAGUUGACUUAUCUUGGAUAUAAGCGAUUCCUGGAAUCCGAUCUUCAGUACAUCUUUCCUCGAGGGGAGCAUCGCUCUGCCCACAGUUACAAACGAGAUUGCAAGUAUCUGGCGAAGCAAAUGCUCACAAGAGGAUAUGCUUUUGCAGGGGCCGUCAAGGAUGCAUUCUCCAAUCAUCUACGGCUUUCCAUCCACGAAUCCAUCAGCGGUACCAAGAUACCCAUUAGUUUGCUGAAUACCAGGACGGGCUUCACUACCCCAUGGCAUUGCGCAGUGGCUCAACUCGCAGAUGGAUCAUGGGUCAGUGCUCCUAUGGGCGAGUUCAGCCAAGAUAGUCGCCUGGAAGUGGUUCAUGUCGAUGGAACUCCCAAUUACUACCGAGAGAAGAUAUCCGAUGCGGGGCAUGUCGCCAUUUGCGAGAAAACGGCACGCUAUCUCCAGUCGGCUAAAUACAUCAACGCCACUGCGUAUGUCAAUGGCGCAUUCCAGGCUGCAUUAUCACUUACAUCCUCCCCUAGCGAAGCUUCACUCUCUUCAUCUGGAAUUAAAUCACCUGACAGUACUUUCACCACCCCAGAAGCUCAACUAACGCCACAGCUUUCGCCUUCACAGUCUGGGCUGGGUAUCACUUUCCCUCUGAAGCCUUACAUUGCGUCAACACAGUCAGAGGCAGAGACUACGGUUUCAGAAGCAUACGGCAGAAGGCUCAUCCCGCAGAUAAUGGAUAGUCUUGCUGCUUCCGAGCCUGAAAGGGUCGUUUUCCCCUUGCAUCACUCUCGAAUGGGCUCCUUCAGCUUGACCCCAUUUCUGCUAGACAAUUCACCCGAGCAGUCGACAAGACCGCCUGAUGAUCUACGGCAUGUUAUUUUGACAUAUGCAUGUGUCAAGGCGGGCUACGCAGCUUUGUUUUUGUCACCGAAAAAUAACACAGAUGGAAUUCUAGCAGUACUCACAGCAACGGACUGCAAUAUCUGGGUUGAUCCAGUUGACACUUCUCCUGUCCCUGUGGUCAAGGACGUUCUGCAGAAACGGCCAAUGAAGUCUUUGCAACUUCCCAUGCUCCACGAACUUCUUGAUGCGGAGUCCACCGAAGCUUUCCCGUACACUAAAAGUUUUGAUGACGCUAUAAAUGAUCCAUUCUGUUACUUGCAUACGUCUGGAAGUACUGGGUUGCCGAAACCCAUUCCCUGGUCCCAUGGGCUCAUUGGUACUAUGGAUGCAGUACGGCUACUGCCGCCCGUGGGCGAAAAUGCCGAUUUGGUUCCUUGGACUUCAGACUGGAAUGAAGGGGACAUGAUAUACUCAUCGUUUCCAAUGAGUCACGGAGCUGGAAUCAUUAUGGAUAUUUUGAUGCCUGCACUUUUCAAUCUUCACUGUGUGUUGGGGCCAGUGGGUGUAUUGCCAAAUCUUAAUCUGGUCGAAAGACUAGCAGUGGACGUGAGGCCUGACAUAUGGAGUAUGGUCCCCUCUCUUGUCGACGAACUGGGUGAAACCCCUGAAAUCUUGGAAAAGCUCCGGCCGAGCAAGUUCAUCUGUGCAUCUGGAGGUCCCGUUAGUCCUGUUAGCUCCGGCAAGGUAAAUGAAGUGGUCAGAGUUCUUAACUUGACCGGUACGACAGAAGGUCUCUUCAUUGGGAAUUUGAAGCCGGAGCGAGAAGAUUGGUUCUGGUUCUGCUUCCAUCCAUUCUCCGGCUUCGAGUUUAAAGAGCUUGAAACGGAUACCUACGAGCAUUGGGUACAUCGGAAUGAGCAUUGGCCUCUCUUUCAGGGGAUCUUCCACACAUUUCCAGAUAAAGAUUCGAUCAACUUUAAGGACCUCUACAUGCGGCACCCUACCAAACAGAACUUAUGGGCCUUCAAGGGAAGAAGUGAUGAUCUUGUCGUCUUGUCGAAUGGGUAUAAAAUUUCGCCCCUUGAGACAGAGGCAUUUAUCACUACUCAUCCUGCUGUCCGUGGUUGCCUCAUCUUUGGAACUGGGAAGCCUCAAGCAGGUCUACUCAUUGAGCUCAAUGAUCCGUUCAAGAAAUCAGCCGAUCUCAUUGACAGCAUCUGGAAAACGGUCCAGAGGGCUAACUCUAUGUCUCAACACAAGAAUCAGUUACUCAAGGACUUUGUCACUUUCGCAUUACCUGACAAGCCCUUCUUACGAACAGACAAGGGGACCGUGAAACGAGCAACAACAUUGGCGCUGUAUUCUGAAUACUUUGAGCGUUUCUACAGUUCGCGCAAUGAUGAUUCCGAUCAAGCUAUCAGUCUCGAUCUGAGCUCUACCAAAGCGACCGAGGACUCCAUCCGGACGAUUAUCAGCUCCUUUCUUUCGGACAACCAGGACGUGCUUGCAGACACAGAUUUUUUUACAUUUGGACUUGACUCUCUUGGUGUCUUUGCGGCUGUGAAAGCAAUUCGGGCAGCUUCAGGCUUGGGUGAUAAAAUCGCGCCUCGUCACGUCUACGCCCAUCCAACUAUUGCAAGCCUUGCUGCAACAGUUUCUACGCUAAUUGAAGAGGCAAAAAGUGCUAAUGAUGAGAAUCCUUUGGAUAAAGUGUUGGAUGAUGAUGCUUCUACGGUGAAGGAUAUGAUUGCUCAGCACAAGGCGCGACAGUCUUUCCGCUUAAAUGCAUUCGAUUACGUUAACCCCAAUCAUGGCAUGGGCAUCAUGCUUUACUUUUCUAUUCACGAGGAAAUAUCUUUUGAGCAAUGGCAAGAUGAUGCAUUGCUCCGAGCAAGAAAUUGGCUACAAAAAGGAGAUCUCUGCGUGACAAUUCCACCACUGUCCAUGGCAGCCUCUGCGCGAAACCGUCUGCUGUACAAGGAUCUCUCACAUAUUCUUCAACCAUUUGAGAAGUUGAAGGAGGCGGGCUUCCCACCGUCUGCUUUCCCAGACGGCCUUGUUCUGCGAGACGAUCCCUUCCCGAAAUUCCCUGCAGACAUAUUCUCUGGCCAAGUAAACUUUUUUUCUGGUGGUUGUGUUAUUGCGGUUGACUUCAAUCACUGUUGUCUCGACGGUCUCGGAGUCAUGGUUGUUCUCAAGGCCUGGGCGGAGAAUUGCAGAUAUCUACAAGGUGAUCAAACGGCAACAUGCACCUGGUACGAUUCUGAGAGCUUCAACCACGCCUUACCGGAGAUCAUCCACGAGCACGAGGGAUGGGCCCGACCGGUGGAAGAGAUUGACCCUGGUACAUGGGGGUUCUUACCCUUUUUUCCACCUGUUUCCGUUACCAGCAAUAACCAUACUUUGCCUGCUGCGCCUGAUUUCAAGUUGCAUAAUAUCUGGCCACUGCCACGGGCUGAACGGUGUCCCAAAACUACGAUGUUCCUGAUCAAGCCGGAACAGCUUGAGAAGAUGAAGCAAGAUGUCGUUUCUGAUCCCGAAAGCAAGGGGAUCAUCAAAUCAAUCAGUGAUAUUGUCCAAGCAUUCCUGUGGCGAGCUUCCAUCCGAGUGCGACACAGGGUGGCAACGGAGAUCCGGAAGGAGACAUUCAAGCCAGACGAAGUGUCCAUUCUUGAGCUCCCCACUGAUGGGCGUCCAUACUUCUCUGCACUAUUGCCCGAAACAUAUAUGGGUAGCCUAUUGAUCCUCAAUCGAUCAACCAUGCCGAUUGAGACACUGUGCUCUGAUCAGACCACCAUUGGCCGUGUCGCGUAUCUCCUCCGUGAGUCCGCCGCACGCAUCACCCCUUCUGUCGUCCACGACGCGUUGUCAAUUUUGCAGGCACUACCGGACCACUCACGAUUCUCCACGGCAAAUAUGGGGCUUGAGCAUAUGCAUGCUAUGAUUUCCAACAUGAUGCUAUUUCCAACCAAUGAGGUUUGUUUUGGAGAUGCCUUCUUUGGUAAUAGAGGAUAUCUUGAGUCGUUGAGGCCACAGCUGGAGCGUGGAAAUGGACGGUUCCGAUUCCUCGUGAUUCUCCCAUUCAGAGAAGACGGGGGCAUCGAGCUUGCGUUUAGUACAUAUCCCGAGGAGUUGGAGAUGUUCCAGGCAGAUGAAGAGUUUACGAAGUACGCUGAGAUUCUCAAUCCUUGCUGCUGA